AUGGCCUUCCCGUCAAUUGAUCCAACAAUGCUACCUCAACUCUCCGGUCUGCUCUCCAUUGGCCUUUUGGCCAGCGGAGCCGCGUCCGCGGCUUGCAUCAGGAAGGGCUUCGUCACGGUCAAGGGCACAAAGUUCCAGCUCGAUGGCGAAGACUUCAACUUUGCGGGUAGCAAUGCCUACUACUUCCCUUUCGACAACAACCAAGCCGAUGUCGAGGCCGGCUUGACGGCAGCCAAGGACGCCGGGUUGAAGGUCUUCCGCACAUGGGGCUUCAACGACAAGAACGUCACGUACAAUGCUGGUGGUCUACCCCAGUAUGGCGGCGAGGGUGCUGGCGACACAGAUAUCGUCUUCCAGAGAUGGGAGAACGGCACUUCCACCAUCAACAUUGAGGCCUUUGACAAGGUCGUCAACGCAGCGGACAAGGUCGGCAUCAAGCUGAUUGUCGCGCUCACCAACAACUGGGCCGAUUACGGCGGCAUGGACGUCUACACGGUCAACCUGGGUGGGAAAUACCACGACGACUUCUACCACGUCCCCGCGAUCAAGGACGCCUUCAAGCGCUACGUAAAAGAAAUGGUCACCCGCUACAAGGACUCGCCAGCCAUCAUGGCCUGGGAACUCGCCAACGAACCCCGCUGCGGCGCAGACGGCACCCGCAACCUCCCCCGAAGCGACGACUGCACGCCCGAGCGCCUGGGCGCCUGGAUCACCGAAAUGAGCGCCUACGUCAAGUCCCUCGACAACAAGCACCUCGUAACCUGGGGCGGCGAGGGCGGCUUCAACAUCGAAUCAGACGACUGGGCGUACAACGGCGCCGACGGGAGCGACUUUGACCACGAGCUCGCGCUGCCGAAUAUCGACUUUGGCACGUUCCACUCCUACCCUGACUGGUGGAGCAAGACGGUCGAGUGGACGGAGCAGUGGAUCCGGGAUCACGCGGCGUCUGGGAAGAAGGUUGGGAAGCCGGUUGUGCACGAGGAGUAUGGAUGGUUGACGGCCGAUAAGAGGCUUGAGUACCUUGGCAAGGUGGACGACACGCCGAGGACAGAGGUGCUGGGCAAGUGGCAAGCGAUUUCGCUGGAGGAGGAGAUGCCGGAUAUGUACUGGCAGUACGGGUUCUCCAACUACUCGUAUGGUCGCAACCAUAAUGAUGGGUUCACCAUCUACCUGGAUGAUGCCGAGGCCCAGCCGCUUGUUUAUGAGCAUGCCGCCAAGGUCAACGCCCUUUAG
This is a messenger RNA of Colletotrichum lupini, 1233 nucleotides long. RefSeq names its product mannan endo-1,4-beta-mannosidase C. Gene Ontology annotation, molecular function: hydrolase activity, hydrolyzing O-glycosyl compounds. The record is from RefSeq and is a predicted model, not a curated record. Lineage: Eukaryota; Fungi; Ascomycota; Sordariomycetes; Glomerellales; Glomerellaceae. The transcript has 4 exons. The coding region runs from base 1 to 1233 and encodes 410 amino acids.